AUGGGUUCCCAUUAUUUUGCACAGGCCCUGGCAAUGGUGCUAAUUGCUUCAAUGCUGGCAGUCGGCUUAGCCAAUAAGGAUUGGCAACAUGGCAACUACACUGGUUGGGGAUUCAACCAUGGCCUCAACGAGACCAAAGGACCCAACAAAAUCACUGUUGGUGGGUCAGAAAACUGGCAUUACGGAUUUGACUACAAACAAUGGGCCUGGAAGAAUGGCCCAUUUUACAUCAAUGACACUCUAGUUUUCAAGUAUGAUCCACCAAAUGACACCACACGUCCUCAUAGCGUGUACUUGUUCCAAAACCCUUGGAGCUUCAUGAAGUGUGAUUUAAGCCAAGCCAAGAUGGUGGGAAAACCGACACAAGGAGGCGGAGAAGGCUUUGAGUUUGUGCUCAAGAGGUGGCGGCCUUACUACUUCGCUUGCGGCGAGCACAACGGCCUCCAUUGUAAGGACGGGCUGAUGAGGUUCGUCGUCUUCCCAAUGUUUCGCGGCUGGCAUUACUGA
Molecule: messenger RNA, 507 nt
Organism: Prunus armeniaca (apricot)
Lineage: Eukaryota; Viridiplantae; Streptophyta; Magnoliopsida; Rosales; Rosaceae
Source: the annotation of a GenBank genome assembly